Messenger RNA from Linum tenue, 2568 nucleotides. NCBI's taxonomy places the organism in Eukaryota, Viridiplantae, Streptophyta, Magnoliopsida, Malpighiales, Linaceae. The record is from the annotation of a GenBank genome assembly.
UUUUUUGGCGGUGGUAUUUCAUAAAUCUGAAAGCGGUAUUGCAUGCCCACAUAUCGCCUACUUAAACGGUCCGCUAUUCCUUUUUUCUAUCGCCUACCCUAUUCACCAAUCGCCAUCGUCCUCCAGAACAAACCAGCGGUUGUUUCUUUCUGUUCUCUGCAAUCUUCUCCGAUUCUUUCUCAGUUCCAAUCACUUGUCAAUCGCACGGUGGCAAAGCCCUCCUUUGACCUUCUGUUACGCUUCUUUAUAUAUCGCCUGAGAGUUUAUGCUUUCUGCUUUUUAUCUGGUUUCAGUUUGAUUUUUGUAUAUUUUUGGUGUUGAUUGGAUCGGACUUGAUCGUUCGUCGAUUGAGCAGGACGAUGGGUAGCUCCGGCGCGAACGCAUUUAAGCUGGCGGAUCAUCCGAAGCUGCCGAAGGGGAAGACGAUAGCCUUGAUUGUUUUGGAUGGUUGGGGUGAGGCUAACCCCGAUCCCUACAAUUGUAUCCAUACUGCUGAGACUCCUACCAUGGAUUCCUUUAAAAAGACUGCCCCUGAGAAGUGGAGAUUGAUCAAGGCCCAUGGAACUGCAGUGGGUCUCCCUAGCGAGGAUGACAUGGGCAACAGUGAAGUUGGUCACAAUGCUCUUGGUGCUGGGCGCAUUUAUGCUCAAGGCGCCAAGCUUGUCGAUCUUGCCCUGGAAUCUGGAAAGAUCUAUGAUGGGGAGGGUUUUAAAUAUAUCAAGCAAUCCUUUGAUAAGGGAACACUGCACCUUAUUGGGUUAUUGAGUGAUGGUGGAGUUCACUCCAGGCUUGAUCAAGUGCAGCUUUUACUCAAAGGUGCCGCUGAGCGUGGUGCCAAAAGGAUUCGCCUUCACAUUCUUACCGAUGGACGUGAUGUGAUAGAUGGUACAAGUGUUGGCUUUGUUGAAACUAUAGAGAAUGAUCUCGCCAAAUUAAGGGAGAAGGGUGUCGAUGCAAAGAUUGCAUCUGGUGGAGGUCGCAUGUAUGUGACAAUGGAUCGUUAUGAGAAUGACUGGAGUGUUGUGAAAAGAGGGUGGGAUGCCCAGGUUCUUGGUGAAGCACCUCACAAGUUUAAGAGUGCAGUAGAAGCUGUGAAGAAGCUAAGGGAAACUCCCAAGGCCAAUGACCAGUAUUUGCCUCCUUUCGUUAUAGUUGAUGACAGUGGCAAGGCUGUGGGGCCAAUUGUUGAUGGCGAUGCGGUCGUCACAGUCAAUUUCCGUGCAGACCGUAUGACUAUGCUUGCAAAGGCACUUGAGUAUGAGGACUUUGACAAAUUUGAUCGUGUGAGAGUUCCUAAGAUUAAUUAUGCUGGUAUGCUCCAGUAUGAUGGCGAGUUGAAGCUUCCAAGUCAUUACCUUGUGUCUCCUCCUGAGAUAGAGAGAACUUCUGGUGAAUAUUUGGUGCAUAAUGGUGUUAAAACAUUUGCCUGCAGUGAGACGGUCAAGUUUGGUCAUGUUACUUUCUUCUGGAAUGGAAACCGCUCAGGUUAUUUCAACCCAGAAAUGGAAGAAUACAUUGAGAUUCCAAGUGAUGUUGGGAUCACAUUCAACGUACAACCAAAAAUGAAGGCAUUGGAGAUUGCAGAGAAGGCACGGGAUGCCAUCCUCAGUGGGAAAUUCCAUCAGGUUCGCGUGAACCUACCAAAUGGAGACAUGGUGGGACAUACAGGAGAUGUUGAAGCAACAGUUGUUAGUUGCAAGGCUGCUGAUGAAGCCGUCAAGAUAAUGAUUGAUGCAAUCGCGCAAGUUGGUGGAAUUUUCGUGGUCACAGCAGAUCACGGGAAUGCUGAAGACAUGGUUAAGAGAGACAAAUCUGGGAAGCCUAUGCUUGACAAGAAUGGCAAUGUCCAAAUCCUGACUUCCCACACCCUCCAACCUGUCCCAAUUGCGAUCGGCGGCCCAGGAUUGGCACCUGGAGUGAGGUUCCGCAGCGAUGUCCCAACUGGUGGACUUGCAAAUGUUGCCGCAACUGUGAUCAAUCUCCAUGGAUUCGAGGCCCCAAGCGACUACGAGACCACCCUCAUUGAAGUGGUAGAUAAGUAAGAGAGGAUUUGAGAUAUGAAGCCACCACCAUUGCAGAUAUCCUGGUUUACUUACUAGUUCACUGUCUGCUGAGAUGUGAACUGUUAAAGGAAUUGAUGGAAGUUGUGAUGGUAGUGUUGGCAUUUUUGCUUUUUUAUUUUUUCUCUCCCCCAUUUAGGUUGAAAAUAACUAAAUAAGCCAUUUUUGACGGUCCCUGGCUGCCUGCUGUGCCCGUCCACGGGCCGCUGCUAGUCUCUAUAUCUACUUCGGAUUUUCCUCUUUUAAUAGACUUUAUACCCGAGAAAAAGACGCUUAAAAUUUGUUGGCCUUCUUUGUAGCGGCCAUCUUGUGGAUUUGAUGUUAUGGUUUACCAUGUUUUUUCUUUUAUGUCUGAAAGAAAGAUAGGAAAGAGUUUGUGCAUAUAAACUUGUGCGUCUUAUACAAAUUUGUAUUUAAUUGCACUCUUAUUUUGAAAGGGUAAUGAAACUGGGUUGGGUGCCGAAGACGCAGAAUGAAACUGGGUUGGGUUGAGCUCAGAAUUCUCUAA